AUGGAUGGGUUCGACGAGGAAGCGUUCAAGAAGUUCUUUCCAACGAGCUUUGGAAAGCAGGAGAAGAAAACGGAUGUCAGCGCCCAAAUCGACCAGACGAAACGUGCCACCAAGCCGGACGCCAGCGAUGAGAAGGCAAAGUCGAUCACAGACGGCGGUGUUGGUGCCGAUGCGAAGUCUGAUAGCGAUGAGGAUGAUGUAGGGCCUGCAGCUCCGGGAGACAGGGGUAGCGACAGAUCAGACGAUUCAGACGAUUCCGACUCCGAUUCCGACGACGAGGACGAGUUCCCGGUAUCGCACGAGCUUGUCAUGAAAACGCAUGAGCGCGCAGUUACCACCAUUACCGUUGACCCGGCAGGAUCCCGAUUAAUAUCCGGUUCCACAGACUGUACAUUAAAACUUCACGAUUUUGCCUCCAUGACUCCUUCAACAAUCCGCUCCUUCAAGUCCGUCGACCCCUCCGCAAAGAAGCAGUCGGCAGCACAAGAAACGCAUGCCGUGCAUUAUGCAGCUUUCAACCCCAUUUCCCCGGCCUACGUUCUGGUCGUCUCUGCUACGCCACAACCGAGGAUAUUGAAUCGCGAUGGUGACAGUGUCACCGAGUUUGUGAAGGGUGAUAUGUACCUGAGGGACAUGCAUAACACCAAGGGACACGUAUCGGAGGUGACGAGCGGUGUAUGGUCUCCAACUGAUGAGAAUCUGUGCGCGACCGCAGGAACGGAUAGCACAGUGCGGAUAUGGGAUGCCAAUGUUGGAAGGUCGCAGAAGGAGGUGAUCAUGCACAAGUCUAGGGCUGCUGGAUCCGCUGGUCGGAGCAAAAUGACUGCAGUCGCUUGGGGUUCACCUAAACAGGGUGGUGCGGAUGUCCUUGUUGCGGCUGCCCUGGACGGAAGCUUGAUGAUGUGGAGUGGGAAUGGACCUUAUACACGACCAAGCGCUGAGGUCAGGAAUGCCCAUACCAAGGAUACCUGGACCAGUGGAAUCGAUAUCAGUUCCGAUGGGAGACUCGUCAUUACCAAGGGCGGAGACGACACCAUCAAAUUGUGGGAUACGAGGAAGUUCAAACAGCCAAUUACGACUGUUGCCCACCCAUCCAGCUCUUCCCGAUUCCCGACUUCAAACAUCAUCUUCUCUCCUACCUCAGCGAGUGUUGUAACUGGCUCAGAGACCGGCCACUUACACAUCUUGAAUCCCGCUACACUGAGGCCUGAACUAGUUACACCAGUUACGCCUGGAUCCCCGUUGAUCACGGUUCAAUGGCAUGAGAAGUUGAAUCAAAUCCUCACCGGUUCCGCAAAUGCGGAAACGCACGUUUUAUAUAACCCGAACAUGUCUAGCAAGGGUGCCGCCCUGGUUAUGUCCAAGGCACCCAAGCGCCGCCACAUCGACGAUGACCCAGCCCUUACCAUGAAUCUCGCACAGGGUAUUUCGGGAGAUUCGGUGGUUGUCGGAUCGAACGGCGUUCCACAUUAUAGCUCUGCUACUUGGUCUGCACGGCACCCUACGAUUGGAUUAACGGCUUCGGGCCGAUCAAGAGACCCCCGACGGCCUCACCUGCCGGUGCAAACCCCGUUCGCAAAAUCGCAACCAGACGAAAAACAUAUUCGGGAAAAUAUCCCGCUUAGCUCUAUGCGUGAUGAAGAUCCCCGGGAGGCGCUGCUAAAAUACGCUGAAAAAGCCAAAAAGGACCCGAUCUUCACCAAGGCAUGGGAGGAAACGCAGCCUACACCAAUUUAUCGCGAUCUCAGUGAUGAUGAAGAACCGGAGCCGGAUAGGAAGAAGGCGCGGCAUUGA
Molecule: messenger RNA, 1794 nt
Organism: Aspergillus puulaauensis
Lineage: Eukaryota; Fungi; Ascomycota; Eurotiomycetes; Eurotiales; Aspergillaceae
Product: WD40 repeat domain-containing protein
Exons: 1
Coding region: 1-1794 (597 amino acids)
Biological process (GO): regulation of DNA double-strand break processing
Cellular component (GO): site of double-strand break; nucleus
Molecular function (GO): protein binding
Source: RefSeq, a predicted model, not a curated record